Molecule: messenger RNA, 1635 nt
Organism: Peronospora belbahrii
Lineage: Eukaryota; Oomycota; Peronosporomycetes; Peronosporales; Peronosporaceae
Source: the annotation of a GenBank genome assembly
AUGUACAACGGAAUUGGGCUGCGCACGGUGCGCGGGUCGGGCACGAAUGGCUACGUGCAACGUAACCUCAGUUACAUAAAUGCAUCACGCACGCGACAGACGCUGGUACAUAACAAGCGCAAUGGGUCCUUAGAGAGUUUUGGCAUGCAUGAAGGUGGCAAGAGCCGGCCUCCUCAUAGUGCAGAUAUUCUACGGCACGAGCAGAAGCGUCGAGUAGAGCUUGAGCUGCUAGAGCUUUCUUUGAAUAUGGAGGAACGUGGUUGUGACCCUAAAGUUAUUCAGGAUAAAGUGAAGCGAGAACGAGAGCGGCUUUUGACGCGGCUACAUGGCGAGGGAAUUCGAGACGAAGAGAAGGCAAAGGACGCGGAAAGCUCACACGCUCGUCAGAAGCGCAAAGAUAAGGAAAUUGAAAGGAUCAAGGACGCGUUUAGCAUCGCUUCGGACUAUAUGGAGGGUGAGAGCUUUGAUCCAGAGAUGCAGGAGCGACGUCGUCUAGAGAGGAAGGAGAAAAGAAAGCAGGAGGGGAAGGAAAAGGAGGAAGAAUUACAGCUAAGUCAAAAGAAGAGAGAAGCAGAAACGAUGGCGAGGCGCGAGCCGUUGAUGUCCAGGUCAAGGUCGAGACCUUUGCAAGAUUGUCGCAGUCGAGACUGUGAUGACGCAAAGUCGCGAAAGUCUCAAUCGCACUCUACUGUGAAGAAACGACGCUUACGUCGAUCGUCGGCGCUUUCUGAUUGGAAGCGCCGCUCUGUGUCGUCUUCGUGCGACAGCAGCUCUGGUCGUUCCCGCUCUCGCUUGCAUAGCCAGAAGUUGCGGAAAGAAAAGUGUCGCGAGAAGGACUUUGCGUCGACGAGAAAGGCCGAGCGUAUUGUACGGUCCCGUUCCGCUAGCAGUUUGGACUCGAGCUCUGAUGUAGGCUGCAGUAACGAGCUGUCUCGUGGGAACAAGACCACCGCUACGAAAGGCAAGAAGCUGUCCGCAAGUGGAUCACCGGUGCGAUCUGCUGUCCUAAAGGGCAAACACAAGGUUCCGAACUUACCAACACAAUCUUUGUCUGUCGGUGCGAUGACCAGCGAUGAAAUACGUGACAAAUCGGACAUGAAGGAGGAGAAAAGGAGUAUUUUGCCACCAAAGAGGGAGAAAAGUACUAAAGAAGCCAGCCCUGCCUUUACAAAACGAGAGGUGAAGCACAAGGCAUCCAUUGAGCAAGAGGUGGACGAAGCGCAGAUGAGGAUUUUUGCCGCCUUGCCGGGUCGAUUGAAAAAGGAAGAGAAGACCAAGCUUUUGCAUUGCUCUCGCCGCUCCCAUUCGGUUAUUGUGGACUCGAAGCUGCAGUCUCGCAAGCUGCGUAAUGUGUCACCUAACGACCGACGUUGUCGCAAGAGAAGCACGAGCAGUGCCUUUUCUAAAGCUUCUCGCAGCUCGCGUGAUCGACGUAUGCGCUCGCACUCAGUUUCCUCGGAUAGAUCUCGGUCUUACUCGUCGGAUGUAUCGCGCUAUCGCUCGCGCUCCUAUUCGAAGUCUCGUUUUCGUCAACGCAGUAUGCCUUGGAGACGCCGUCGCAGCCCGAGCCGUAGUCGUGGUCGUGGCCGGGGUCGCGACCGCGACCGCAGCAAUCUUCGCAACCGUCGCCACUAG